UGGUCCCUAAUGUACCAAAUUAUGCCUGAGUGAAUCAUGAGUUAAGGGAAAGAGGUCCGAUGAACAUGGGAUUAUCGCGAGGCUAGGAUUGCUAGGACCAGAAUGUUGUUUCCCUGUAUUCCACUUCCAUGAGAUUUAAGGGACACUCACUAGAAUUUUGUCGGGAGUGAAAUGUGUUGCUGUGUCGCAGUGAUUUAGUGUGUAAAUUUAGUAUUUGGCGUCGAAUUAUUUAUCAAAAUAUAAUGAAGAUCCUGUUGUGAUUAUUUUCAGUGAAUUAUGAUACAUGUUUUCCGAUAAGAGUGGAUUAUUAUGGCCAUGCAGAAUAUUAGCCCCUUCAUUGCCGCUAGUGAUACUCUAGAAGGUGCAAGCAGUAACAAUGCCCGUGUCAAACAAGAGCCUCCCGAUGAGGCUGAGAUCCGGGAACUGGCAGCAAAGAUAUCUGAAGCUAAUAAGGCUAAAAUGGCGCAGGCGCAGGCUACUCAAAAUGCACGUGCUGCCAAUGCUGCUAACCUUGCCAAUGGCCAGGGGAUCGCUAGUUACUUUCCCAAAGUCACACCCCAAAAUAAGUUGGCAGCGACUCAGCCUACUGCAGCUGUAGAAGCUCCUGUUACGCCUGCGAAGAAGACGGAAAAUGUUCCAAUUGAUGAAAGCAGUAGAAAAGGUCAGUUUGGUUGGACGACUCUAGGAAAAGCUGAUCUACCAUACAUUCUCCGGAAUGGUGAAAAAUACAUUGCUGUGCAAAUGGUUGAAACCAAAUUGUUAGACGUUUACUUAAACUAUCUUCAUAGAGAUAUUUAUAGCUGUACGAGCAUUCCUAGUUAUUAUGUGACCGAAAUUGAGUCUAAACUUCUUCGAGAAAUAAAUGAAAGGCAUUGCGAUUUCUAUUAUGGAAAAGAAAUGUUUACUGUGAAAGAUUUAGUUGUUAAAUAUGAAGAUGCUAAAGAAUUUUACACUUUCCUAGACUUUUGUUAUCAUAAAUUGACAAACAAACAAAAUCCAAACUCAGCAGUUAAAGACAAGUGCGGGUUUAUUCGGAUAAAUGGAGAGUCGGUUGUUCCUUUUACUGUCAAAGAUGACCAAAAAUUUGUGCCCCUCUUUUACUUCGAAGGUGAAACGGAUAAUCUAAAAUUAAAGUCUGAAAAAUUAGAAAAUUGGGAUUUAGCCUAUUUAAAAUUUUGCUGCAAAGUGCAAGGCAUUCGGAAUGAAUUGUUUGCCAGUGAAACGUGUUCUGUGAUUAGUCUGACAAAUAUAAAAUCAUAUUUUCCAACGGGAACAACAUUUGAAGCCUACUGGCCAACUAAAGUCGUCGAUUCACAAUUGAUAGUCAGCACGCAAAGGCCAAACAGUAUGGCGGGAAGUGGUUCUUCGUGGAUCAAAGCACCGCCCGGAGGAGUUCCUGUAAUACCUAGUGCUGUUACCUCUGUGAUGCAAAGAAUGCCCUCUGGUCAACAAGUUCCUAUGAAUGGGUGGAAUGCCCAAGCAGCUGCACCUGCUUAUCAAGCCGCUCAAGUCACAAGGAUGGCUCAACCGGUAAUACAUCAACAAAUUGGUGGCACAGUAGUGACACCAAAUGAUAGAAAUUUUGUGACAGCACCAGUCAGACCUGCUGCCAGAACUCAUCAAGCUAAUCAGUAUUAUUUAUCUCAUCAACAAGCAGCAAAUCCCACUCUGACGAGAGUUGUUGGUUCAACUGUUUCUGGGAAUGCCACGUAUGUGACUAGUAAUCAACAAUAUGCCAUGCAGUAUGCUAUGCAAGGUAUUCCAAAGUCAGUAGCAAAUGCUAAUGCUAGCCAGUUAGUGUCUAAUGCCAAGUAUCCCCCUCCUCUAAUACCUGUAAAUGGUGCGGCUCAGCCGAGUGGAGGCGGUGGUACCAACAUGAGCAGUCAACGAUUUGCUAAUCACCCUAACCCAAAUGUAAGAACAAAUCCUGAGAUAAUAGAUCUUUCGUCACCGCAACAGAGCCCACUGCCAGCCCAGAGGAAUGUCUACAGUAAAGCAAAUGGAGCUGCCACAGGAAAUGGCCAUAUAGCGAAUAGGGUAUCAGACUCAAAUCAAUACAAAAAACUGAUACCAAUCAGCGAAUUUCAACAAGAAAACAACUCGCAUUUCCCGUACAAGUUACAAAAAGUCUACGUCAAUGGACAGAUGGUGCAAGCAAUCAAUGCCAAGCCGUAUGUCUCCGAUGAGCAGUUGAUCACUCUGCAAGAUCUAAUAGCUGCAUUUUUUCCUAGUGUACCAGUCAACAAACUCCGUGAAGUACUGCAAGAUGUGCUGAAAGUGAAUCUCUUCAGAGGAAAUGCGUUGCAGCAUCAUGUCCUGCGUGAAAACAAUAAGUGCAAACCAAAUGAAAUCGUUCCUCUGGUCCAGCUUGGAGACAUUUUGACAUACAUGCCACAAUUAAAUUACAUGUUCGCAUCCAGGCAAGCCAGUAUAGAGGAGCCAACUUCGAAAAGACAGCGCACUAGCUAGCUAGCGGUUUGGCCAACUCCGAGCAAUAUUUGUACUUCCGAAGAUUGUUACUCAUUGAAAAGAGACCAUUCAGCAAGCGUCUGUUUGAAGCUUCACCCAACAUCUGCAAGUCCGUUUGGUGGUCUGAACUUGGACUUCUGCGAUUUCCGAGCGUACGAAAAGAGUGUUAAGUCCAACUGGUUUGCAGACCACAAGAGUGCCUUAACGGUAUUUGGCACUGCUGAUGUAAAGCCCGACUGGACCAAACUGUCUGCUUUUAGUGCUCCCGCAGUACAACCGGAUUCUUUUUUAUUUUAUUGAUUUGGUUUCAGUUUUUCCCAGAUUACCUCAGACGUCUAAAUGGUGUAACAGCUCCAAUUUUUCUUUGACCUAUUAUCAAUCUCCAUGUGUGAACAGUAUUCAUACUCGGACUUUAGCAACAGACAAAUUAAGUCUCCAUCAUGAUGAGUACCAACAGACAAUCAAGGCCUCAGUUGUAAUGAAGCCUUCCAAGAACCAUUAUUUCCCCUCACAAACUCUUUUCCAUGAACAUUGAAAUGAGACAAAAGCUUUCCUGAGUUUCCCUCAAAUUUUCACACACUCCAAAUGCUCAUUCCAUUCUGUCGUGUAUUGAAUCGAAGAAUUCACAAAUAAGUAGGAACUAGACUUGUGAACUUGUUCCCAGAUAUUUUGCAUAGACAAGUUUUCAAGGUUUCUUUAUUUAUUAUUAUUAUUCUCAACUUUGCCGUGAGUGUAAGCACUCCAUUGUACCCUUUUGACGUCUGAGGUAAUCUGUGAUGUUUUGAAGGUACUUUUGCUGGAAAGAGCCUCCCAUUAUGAACCCUGGUUUUUGUGAUAUUAUUUAUUUUAUUUUAAUUUAUUGAAUGGUGCUGUAAUUAUUUUGUACCGUUGGCGAUGUUUCCUUCUAGUUUCGAAGAAUAGUUCGGUUAUAUCCCCCCCCCCUCCCCCAACAGUGCAUUCUUAUUAUGCCCAUUAAACUUCCACCCAAUCAACACUGACAUGAUGUCAUAGUGAGAACCUCCGUCAAACGCAUUAGAAUGGGUGGCACAAUGGAAUCUCCUGUAGAGUAAUUUUUUUAGGCAUUAGUUCGUAUAAUUGCAAAAACUCCAUUUCACCUUCAGAAUCUGGUAAGAUUUCCAUUUGCUGCAUUUUUCCCCCCCCUUAUGAGAAUGCUCUGAAGAUAAACUGUUUUUUAUUGCUCAAGAUCAUUUCAAGUUAUUUUUUUCUUCUCUUAAGCUGGUUUUUUUUUUAUUUAAUUUUUUUUUUUUUUUGCUAACUAUGACACCCUUUUUUUUACUCAACUGCUGAUUAGUUGAGUAGAUGCUCAACAUUGACUGACCUAUAGUCGGCGGUGAGUUUUUAUUGGGUGUAUUUGGUUUCUCUAAAGACCCAAGGAACAGCCCAAGUAAUAUUUUUGAUCUGCUAAUAACAAACUCAAGAGGGACUGAAGGGUCUUAUAAUUUUUUCCAGACCAGUCAUUAUCUUGACCUCCCCAACUUUGAGAUGAGGAAUGAGCAUUUAUUCUUCAUUGUCCAUUUUUCCCCAACUUAAACAUUUGUGAAACUGUGAGCUGUUCUUAAUUCACUCUCGCUGAAUUGAAUAAGAAAAAGAAAGCAAAUCAGCCAUCAAUGAUACUAAAAUUGCAUUUGUCAUAAAUUCUAAUGCACUUAAUCAAAGAAGCUUGUAACGUUUUGAUAAUCAAUUCUCAAAAAAGAUGGCAGAUUUAAUUUAGUGCGCAUUUUACCAUAAGGUCGUUGUUAUGGUUAAAUUUUCCAGAACUUGAUGGAAAUUCGUUCUGCUUUUGAUUUUGAUUUUUUAAAUUUUUUUUCCCAUCAUCCUUCAUUCUGUUCUGUGUCCAUUUAUCUUGCCAGAGGUGAAUGAAGCCUCAUAGUUAAAUUGAACAUAUAAGGAUUCUUAUUUUGUGCGGGAACAGAAGUUUAACAAUACUUGAGACAUUUAUUUAAAAUUUUUAUUCGUUCCUCUCAGAAUUUAAAAAGAAUUUUAGAUAAUUUUUAUCAUUAUCUACUCCUUGAUUCACUCUUAAUGAACAAAAAAAUGAAUUCAUCUAAAAAUCGUGGAAAGAAAUUCAACUGGGGCUGUGAAAGCUUGGUUUUUUGAGUUUGAGCCAAGUUUGAGUAUUUUUUUCACUGUUUCGAGUUUUUUCGAGCUUUGAAAAUGACCCUUGAGCUAAGUCGAGCUAGAGUCAAUUUCGAAUAACUUUAUGUUUUAACAUGUGAUUUUACCAUCAAAAAAUGCUGGCAAAACUAAGAAUAGUAAUAGUAUGAUUAAAAUCUCUAGGAGUUGGACUCUGUCAGCGUUUUCAGCUCCAAAAAGCUCAAAGCACUCGGAAAAAACUCGAGUUAUUGGCAGUUGAGUCGAGUUUGAGUAUUCGCUUGAACCUAACCUAACUUUCGAGCUAAGUUGAGCACUCGAUACUCGGCUCAACUCGACUUGAAAUUCGACUGCUGGCACAGCCCUAUAUUUAACAUAACCCGUUUUUAUUCCUAUAUUUUGCUCAGAGAAUAUCUCAGCUCACAAAAUGACUCAUAUCUGUAAUUUUUAAAGUAACCUCUGCCUGUUAAAAUUUGGGUCUGAUAAGAAAGAAGAAAUGGUCGGGUAUAUGAGUUAGACGUUUUAUUAUGAUCUGUUCAAACCAAAAUUUGAAGAUCCAAUGACAUUCAAGUUAUAAUAAUUUAAGGUUCACCUUUCAUUUGUUUAGUAAAUUUUUUUCUAAGAAGACUGGUUGAAAAAUUAGCCUUUUACAGCAUGUCCCUUAACCUAAACUAACCCAUUUUUUCUAGAUAUUUCGGUGUUCUUUAUCAUCUUGCAAUCUUCCCUAUAUUGUAUCACAGCAGUAACAAGGUACACUCUACUACAGGUAUGGACAAACAGGGUGCCUAAGUGGCAGCGCUGAGAAUCUAGGCCAUUGAGUGAAGUCGCAAGUCAGACCGUCUUUGCCGUGCAGUUCAAAGUUAGGUUCUGGCAGAUCCUGGUAGUUUCAAUUAGCUAUCAGAUGAAUUUAAAAAAAUGAUAAAACUCCAAAUAACGAAAAACUUAACUGAGAACACGAAAAAAUAUAACGAUAUUGACGAGACCCACUCUCAGAAUAAAAAAUAAACGAGUUUUCAAUAUGGUGUCGCAGUCGUACCAUUGGGUGCUGUCAAAUCUACGUGUUUUGAUGAUGCUCUAAAAUUCCAUUCGUCCAGACCUGUAGUAGAGUGUACCUUGCAGCAGUAAUCUCAAAUUUAGGUGCAGUUCGCGCUAUAGAGUUGCAAACGAGUGCAGCAGAACUAAUAAUACAAGCCAGGUAUCCCUGAUAAUACCAAAUUUCAUAAUUUUCUUUCAGCGGUUUUUAAUCGCUUGUCAGAUCUCAUGUUUCUCAGUGCUGAUGUAAGCCAAAUCUGCUAUUAUCCUCAAGGCAAAGUUCUUAGAUUUUAUAUGUUGUAAAACUUGAAUACCCGAAGUUUUCCCCCAAACUUUUUACGGUCUUUGAUUGGUUUAUCUUAGGAUCAACCUGUCCUACAAUCAAAGCCAAUCUGCAUUGGUCAGUCAUUCCCAUAUACGAGUUUUGAGUUCUGUGCCUUGGUGCAAGAAAGUUAAAUGCAUAUUUUUUCUAGUGAAAGGAGCCCAUCCUAUUUUAUACGAGCUGCGGGGGAGUGAACUCGAAAAACACAAACGGUGACUGACCUGAGUGGAUUAGUCUUACCCAGAACUUGAUCAUAAAUCCCAACCUGAAAAGUUCUUGUCAACUAUUGAUAUUGUAACUUUAAGUAACCUUAACUUUGCUUUCCACAAGCUUUAAUGGGAAACUUUGAAAAUGAACUCUAAUAAGACUGAGGUAUGCCCUCUCAGAAGAGAUGUAUCCCUUGAUAUGGAAGAAGAUACUACAAAUUGCCCAACAUCCAGGAGGGAGGGCUUUUGCAGUUUCUUAAUACGUCCCCAAAUUUCUCUAAAAUUUUUUGUAUCUGAUAUGCAUUGUUUUGAGGAUUGACUAUAUCAUCUACUCACUGUAACUCUGUUAUCAUUGAUUAAAGAAGUUCUUUUUGUUUCAAGUGCAACAGAAAUCUGAAGUUGUAAAGCGUAAUUCAAUCAUUUGUUUUUCGAAAACCAGCUAUAUACUUCAACCACUCUCAUUCUGUAAAAUCUCAGUUGAAAUAAUCUAAAUUCCCUCACAUUUUUGUGUUUGUUUAAUGUCCGUACGGAUGUCUUAAUCUCUUCUCCUGCUCCCUUCAUAUUGUUAGGGAGCGUGUCUUGCACCUUAAAAUUUUUUAAUUGGAAUUAAUGAGGAAACCUUACUUAUAACCAUCAAACAGCCAAAGCCAAGUUUUCAACCAAUCUUCUCUCCUUCAUCAUUUUUAUUUUUUACCAUCAACUUUUUUAAGGAAAAUGAAUUUUUUUUCUUUUUUUGACCAAGUCCUGCUAACUAACGUUGACUAGUAACAUUUUAAUUUUUUAUUUGUUUAUUUUCUUCUUCUGUUUUUUUUGCCCUCUAAUAGUGAUUUGAAAUUGUGUUUUAAACUCUGGAAUCAUGUCUUCAGGGUGACCCAGUAUUUUGACAUGAAAAUUAUAAUUGAAUAACUCCGUUAGGUAGUACUUGUUGUAUCAAAUUCCUUCACUCAUUUCGAAAAUAGGUAUGUAGUAAUAAUUAAUUAUGCAUCGUUUUGUACAGUAUGUAAGUAGUGUAAAUGUGGAAUCUGUACAGUUUUUGUUUUUAUUUUAAAUUAUUAGUACCUUUUUUUUGUGUCACACACAAAUUUCUUCUACUUUGUAAUUUAUUUUGUUAACAAAUAUAUUUCUAUUUUUUGUAA
This is a messenger RNA of Bemisia tabaci, 7277 nucleotides long. RefSeq lists its product as uncharacterized. Lineage: Eukaryota; Metazoa; Arthropoda; Insecta; Hemiptera; Aleyrodidae. The record is from RefSeq and is a predicted model, not a curated record.